AUGGAAUACCCCGAAGAUCUAGAUCUAGAAGGCAUGAACGCGCUAGACGAACUGACCGGCAAUGCUGGACCAUAUGAUCAUACUGCCGCACCCAAGCUGUCCUCCGAGCUAGAAGAUCUCAUCCGAGCCACCAAGUGCCAGACUCCCGCGCAUGGAACCCCCAAGCGCAAAUUGAGCAAGAUGGACUACCUCUUCAAGAUCACCGCACCCAUCACCCCGACGAUCCUCGCAUCCGCCGCUAUCCUCCCCACCCAACCCCAAAUCCACCAAGGCCAAGGCGAAGAUGGCGCUGCGACAUUCUGUCAAGUCCGCGACAUCGACAUCCCAACGAUCAAGAAAUGGCUUGCGGAGGCAUACCCCACGAUCUCACCAACUUUCAUCCCCAUCAACAUCGCACGAAAAGCCCUCUCUCCAUUCUCUGCAUACCCAACCCUUGGCUACGACACCACACUACCUCACCGUCGCCCCCAAAACAUCACCGGCUCUGAAUGCCUGCCGGCACAAAACCAAUAUCCCGUGUGGUACUUCUUCUACGGCACCCUAGCCAACAGCUCCCACCUCGCCCAUCUAUUCAACUCGCCAUCAGACCAACAACACACGCUCUUACCAGCCAUGAUUCACUCAGGAAAGAUCAGAACGUGGGGCGGCAAGUAUAAAGCUUUGGUCGACAACCCUGGCACGUGUGUUGAGGGAUGCGCGUACGAGGUUGUAUCGCAGGAACAAGAAGAUGCGCUGAGGGUGUAUGAGACGGCGAAGUAUGAGGUUGUGAGGGUGGAGAUUAUGUGUCGAAUGGAUUUUCGAGCUAGGUUUGUGAAGGGGUUGACGUUUCGGUUUGCGGGGGAGGAGGGGGAGUUGGAUGAGGAUGAGGGGGAAUCGGAGUCGGACGAGGAUGAAGUUGAAGUGGCAUCAGCGGAUUAG
Molecule: messenger RNA, 918 nt
Organism: Alternaria arbusti
Lineage: Eukaryota; Fungi; Ascomycota; Dothideomycetes; Pleosporales; Pleosporaceae
Exons: 1
Coding region: 1-918 (305 amino acids)
Source: RefSeq, a predicted model, not a curated record